AUGUCUCGUCGUUCCUCUUCGGGCGGCCGAGGGCAUCGAUCCCUCGCAGACGACUUUCCCCUUGAAGAGGCACGAGAUCGUCGACCAAGACCACCACCUUUGCCUUUCCCACCAAAUGCACCUCGAAACCGCGGCCAUCUCCAACAGCUCUUGCAAGCCACCGGGACCGUCCCAUACGAGACUCGCAUCGUCACUCCCACCAGCAAUCCCUACCAGCGCCGCCCAGAAUCUUCACCGCUCUCCAGAAGCCAUGGCACUCGCAUCGUCGAGCCCGAUGACAUGACCAUGGCCAACGUUGAUACUGACGAUGAUUUUGACAGAUUCAUCGACGACCUCGAAGAGGCAGAUCUGCCAGGAUUUCCCAGCAGCUUCAACGCUCGCACUUCUCCCAGUACAGGACUACGCGGACCUCCGCCAUCCCCAACAUUCUCCGACGACGCCAUGGAUUCAAUUCAAUUCCCGCCGACGAUGCCGCGAAACAGAGGCGUAGACGAUAUACCAUUCUUCCGUGAUGAUCGUGCUCCUGGCCUGGAGCUCGAGCGAGAAAUGGAAGCUGCCCUUCCCGGUCCACGGUUUCGAUUCAAUCCCGCUGAGAUGGAAACUGAUGAAGAAGACGACUUUGAUCGGAGGUUCGGUCAACCCGCGGGCAACGAGCCGCUGCGACUAGCAGACGAUCUUCUCCAACAAGCGACCACGCUCGAAGCACGAAUCCGUCAAGGAGCUCGACUUGAUCGCUUUGGACGUCAAAACCUACGCAUUGCCCAAGAUUCCGUACGCGAUGCGAUUCAAGCGCUUGCUGAUCCAGCCCAACAGGCUCCUGGUCCGAUCAUCUCCAUCGAUGCUCUAUCCAGACGAGAGAUCACAAUUGCCGACCAGGGUGAAGAUGGCCAUGCGACUUGUUCGAUCUGUCAAGAACAUAUUGACGUCGGCACUACAGUCACGCAGCUCUCCUGUCGACAUUGGUUCUGCACGGAAUGUCUCGAGCCUUGGCUGCAUCGUCGAACUUGUCCAUCCUGUCCUUUCUCCUCUGAUGACUUCGAGACUGCAUUGGCUUCAAAUUUAAGGCGUUCGGUAAUGGGGCACGACUGCUUUGGCUUCAAGCUCGAGGCAUUCGCACCGCGCAUGAUUUACAAUAGGCAUGGGAUGUUUUCGGCCGGAAGCGCGUUUCAGACGCAGCUAGGACCACUUGGCAAGUACUGUAACUCCCAUAAGAGAUAUCAAAAAUGGAAAGCAAUGACCUUCCUUCGCUUUCACCAAAAACCUUCGAUCCUCUCUUCUCUAUUCUAA
Pseudocercospora fijiensis CIRAD86 is the source of this 1287-nucleotide messenger RNA. RefSeq lists its product as uncharacterized. The record is from RefSeq and is a predicted model, not a curated record. NCBI's taxonomy places the organism in Eukaryota, Fungi, Ascomycota, Dothideomycetes, Mycosphaerellales, Mycosphaerellaceae. The transcript is spliced from 4 exons. The coding region runs from base 1 to 1287 and encodes 428 amino acids.